AUGCAAUACCAAGGAGUUGCAAUAACAACCGACGAAGAUAUUCAACAAAUGUUUCAAAUACAUAAUGAGCGUCGGGCCCCAACUCCUACCAUUGAGCUGUAUAUUGUUUUUAAACAAAUUACAGCUGAUACACGUGCAGAAGGUAGCGAUGAGGAAGAUGAAGCCUAUGUGAGCAUCGUUCCCAACAGAGAGAUUGAAUGGGAACAAAACAGCACUGAAAGUGAUGACCCUGACUUGGAUGAAGACGGUGAUGAUGAGGAAUCAGAAGAUGAGGGAGUUAAUGAAGACUCCUAUUUAUCAAGUCCAAUGAUUGGCAAACAUCCGUUUGAGGAGCCGUCAUUCAUGCGUGCGUUAGAUCUUACAAGUAUGCAAGCACCUGAAUUUCCAAAAUAUGCUAACUUAGGUAAUUAUGAGGUAGUAGGAGAAUUGUGUGUUGGAAUGCAAUUUAAUAACAGAGAAAAUGUUAUACGAACAAUUAAACAUGACAGUAUAUCAAAAGGAGUGGACUAUAAAGUAUUUGAGUCUGAACCAAAUACAUUUUACUGUAAAUGUGUAAGCUAUGGCAUAGAUUGUGAUUGGCUUGUUCGGGCUAGCUUGAGGAAAAACAAAUGUUUUUGGGAAAUCAAGAAGUAUAAUGGGCCACACACUUGUAUGAGGGCUAGGAUUUCGCAGGAUCAUAGCAAGUUGGAUGCAGACACAAUUGCAGAAUGUAUUAAGCCAAUGGUAGAAUCUGACCCUUCUUUUAAGAUCAAACUUGUGAUUAAUGAAGUCCAAGCUAGAUUUGGAUAUACGACAACAUAUAGAAAAGCAUGGAUGGCAAAGCAAAAAGCAAUUGAAAAACCUGCCGCAAUUGCUCCUUGCAUUCGGGCAUUCAGACAUUGCAAACCACUUGUGCAGGUUGAUGGGACACAUUUAUAUGAAAAAUACAAUGGGGCUUUAUUGGUAGCUGUUGCACAAGACGGCAAUCAGAAUAUUUUGCCGAUUGGCUUUGCUAUUGUUGAAGGAGAAACUGCAGAUGGUUGGCAUUUUUUCCUUAAGAAUUUACGCAAACAUGUCGUGACGCAGGAUGGUGUUGGUAUUAUUUCUGAUCGGCACGAGUCAAUUAAUGCAGCAAUAAGACGAAGUAACAGAUAA
Molecule: messenger RNA, 1134 nt
Organism: Abrus precatorius (Indian licorice)
Lineage: Eukaryota; Viridiplantae; Streptophyta; Magnoliopsida; Fabales; Fabaceae
Exons: 3
Coding region: 1-1134 (377 amino acids)
Source: RefSeq, a predicted model, not a curated record